GUCUCUCUGUGUUGUGAUUGUGAUCCCUCUUUAUAAGUCUACUCCACCGUUUCUCUCUCCCUUCAACCUCACCUCUGAGUGCAGGGACAAGGGACACCUCACCCACCCAACCCUGUUCCGUUCCCAGUUACCACCUCCUCCGUUAUCUUUUCCCCGUUGAAUUUCCUCUGAAGCUCCUUCAACUACAUAUCACUUUGAAAGGUUUUUUUGAUUUUGCUGACUCAAAACAAACCCCUUUUUUCGUAAAGAAAAAAAAAACAAACAAAUUCCUAACACUCUCUCUAAUGCGCUUCCUUUCAAGAAUCUAACCACAAUCAGUUUUUUGAUCAUCUUUCUUCAUCUUCCCUGCCUCUAGGGGGAGAAUCUGAAAUUGUUUGAAUCCUAUCCUUUCCACUUGAAUCUGAAAUUUUCAUCUUUUAUUUCCAGGGGGCAUAGUCCUUUGAGACCCAGAAAAAGAAAAAGAAAAAGAAAAAAUCUUUCAAAUCCCCUUUGACCUUCCACCACCAGAAUUGAAUUGAAUUCGUAUUUUUCCAUUUCUUGAAAUGGCAUCAUCAUCAUCAUCAUCCUCGUCUCUGAUCUCAAACCCAGUAACGAACACGGAACGGUCACGUGACUCAAAGAGGAGGAGGAAGAAGAAAGCUCAGCUGAAGCAUCAUCAUCAUCAGCAAGAAGAUCAGAUUCAGAGCCACCCCAAAUGGAAAUCCCAAGCGCAGCAACAAAUCUAUUCCUCCAAACUGCGCCAAGCCUUAGCCAGAGUCAACGUCGGCUCAUCCAGCUCGGCGCCUCGCCGAGUCCGCGAAGCCGCCGACAGAGUACUCGCCGUCACGGCCAAGGGGAGGACUCGAUGGAGCCGAGCCAUCCUGACGAACCGGCUCAAGCUGAAGUUCAUGAAGCACAAGAGGCAGAGGGUGAAGGUGCCAACCCGGUCCAAGAAGCCCCGGGUCAGCGUUUUCCGGUUGAAGGGGAAAAGUGUACCGUUUGUGCAGAGGAAAGUGAGGUUCCUUGGACGGUUGGUUCCCGGUUGCCAAAAAGAACCGUUACCGGUGAUCCUGGAAGAAGCCAUUGAUUACAUACCUGCACUUGAGAUGCAGGUACGAGCCAUGAGCACUCUCUUCAACCUACUAUCUGCUUCGGCUUCGGCUUCGGCUUCUGCGCCUCCUAGCUGAUAGACAUUUAUGGUUUCGGCGUGUAUGUAAUAUAUGCAAUGCCAGGUGUCCAAUUUUUUUUAAUUAUUCUUAUUAUUAUUAGUCUCGUUUUUUCUUUCGCCCUCAGUCUAUUGCAAGUUAAGCUUUCUUUCUGUUUAGCACACAUGUCUCUUUGUUUUUUUUUUUUUUUUUCCUAUCUUUCAAGCAACUCAAUCUCAUACUUCGGCUUGAAACGUUUAUAACAAUUUAUGGUUUAUUUGUAUCAUGCUUGAAGAAUGGGUAAGUAGGUUAAAAACCGAUCACAUAAUUGUAAGUUUUGCCUUG
This is a messenger RNA of Gastrolobium bilobum, 1469 nucleotides long. Its product is annotated as transcription factor bHLH147-like. Gene Ontology annotation, molecular function: protein dimerization activity. The transcript has a single exon. The record is from RefSeq and is a predicted model, not a curated record. Gene Ontology annotation, biological process: regulation of DNA-templated transcription. The coding region runs from base 543 to 1166 and encodes 207 amino acids. NCBI's taxonomy places the organism in Eukaryota, Viridiplantae, Streptophyta, Magnoliopsida, Fabales, Fabaceae.